Messenger RNA from Symbiodinium natans, 3543 nucleotides. The record is from the annotation of a GenBank genome assembly. NCBI's taxonomy places the organism in Eukaryota, Dinophyceae, Suessiales, Symbiodiniaceae.
AUGACACCAGCGCUGCGGCAGCAGCUAAACGUGGCCUUGCAGAACAUGCCUGGUUUGCAUGUAAGCGUCUCCAGCCUCAUUGGGGCUCUGGACCAAUGUUCUACUACAAUACAAGUGCAUUUGAACGAGGCGUGUGCUCCUGCAUCUUUUCAUGAUGAUGUUCCUAGUGAUGGGUUCGCCUUAAAAAUUGGCUGUGGGUCUCCAGGACGCACUGGGUGCAUGGAUGUGGCAGGUACUACAGUUCUUUUCAACCAGAUGUUCACGGGUGAUGUUAGCAUUUUGGAAACUAUGAGAGAGCUAAAUAUUCACGCAAUGGGCCUGCCAGGUGCCAGGCUUCAGAAAGACUUCGCCCUCCCUCCCUCCCUGAAAUGUGGCAUUUUCUGCAAAGGAGGGCCAUCAUAUGCAAGUGUCGCUGUCGUCUUCCGUGACAAUUUGCGUGAUUGUUUCCACCUCCUCACAGAUGUGGGGAGUGAUAGAAGAAUGUGGAUCCAGAUCAAAGUGGCUGGGGUUACAAAGCUGUUGUGGCUCGUUUUCUACUUGCCGCCUGGCUCGGAUCAGGAGUCUGAGGAAUCUUGGCAUGCAGAAAUAGACGGCCUUGAAGCCGACUUGCUCAACAUCAAGGCCAGCUUCCCGAAUCUGCCCCUCGUGUUAUCAGGUGAUGCAAAUGUACAGCCAACUAUGUUAGGAGGUGGCCCAGACAAGCUCUCACGACGCGACUUGAGACUAUCUAACAUUGUUUCACGUUUCAAUUUCCGGUUGGGGAAUCCUGCUGUAUCCCCGGAUAUAGUUGUUCCUGUUUCAUUGCCUUUGAGGGGUCAAGUCGUCCACGUGGCGCCAGGUUUCAGUGAGAACACAGCUGUUUGCCAAGCUUUGUCAGCAUUAAUCGAGCCCCUCUGCGCAUACAUUGAAAGGCUGCCGUGUUACAGCCGACCUCCAAGGCGUAUUGCUGAAUGGCUAGCUGACGCCAGCGCUUGCGUCCUGGCAACCAUUGAAGGGCUUGUCAGGGACGGCUGGGUUCUUGCUGCGCAAGUCCCAGUCACCAAGCGGAGGCGCCGGACCGUGAGUCGGAAGCCUCUUCUUGAAUCUUGGUUAGAUCUCAGAGACUGUUCAUCCAUCGAUGAAUGGUUUGCUUCAGAUGCGCAACAGCAAGCUGAACCCAUUCUGCAAUCUUGCCUAAAGUGGCUUAAGCCCCUUUCCCCUUCUCCUCCCCUUUCCUUAAGUGACCCCUUAACAAACGCAUCUUUCUCGCCAAGCGAGAGCCAUCAGCAGUGGAUCUUAGCGAUCAAACAGCAAUUUGCUGUGCCUUCAGGUUGGGAUCAAGAUUUCCACCAGAUCAUUGAACGUAAGGCUGCAGGCAUACUGGGCAUGGAACUGCGCGCAGUUGGCAAGGACCCAGCAGAUGUUCCAAUCUCACAAUCCGAUUGGCUCCUGAGCACUGCUAGCUGGGAGUCUUCUCCUGCCAUUACGCCAGAUCUUCUUCCCAGGUGCCUUUUUGAAGUCCCAGUCGAAGGCUGGUCCAUAUGCGCGUGGCUAUGUAUGCGACUUUGCGGGCCAGCUUGCCUUGCUGUACGCCCUGAAGUUUGGCGCUGGAAGAGAAUUAAGGCUAAUUACAAAAAGGGCCCUUCGGACUGUGCUGCCAGCUAUCGCCUCAUCACAGUCGUGCAGAACCACGGCUUGCUCCAGGAGUACAUACUUUUCUCCAAGGUGGCUGAGCGUGUCCAAAAUGCCAUCUCCUGCUUUCAAUCUGGUUUUGUAAAGGAUGUUGCUGACCCUCAUUUUUGUUUCCAUGAGAUCUGCAGUAUCUUCCUGGAGCGCCAUCAACCUCUUCUGGCCUUUUUUGCUGACUUGGUAAAAGCAUUUCCGCGUUCAUGGCGGGCUUCUCUCAGCACAUCAGUUCAUUCUCAAGCUGGCUUGCGUGGUGGCGCCAUGGUUUUAUUAGCCUCGAUACUCAAAAGUGAUACUUGGCUGCUCCCGCUGAGUGGCCUUUCAUGGGUUGAAGUUGUGUCAGGUGUACCUGAGGGAUGUCGUAUUGGGCCUCCUCUCUUCAAUUUUCUACCAGACACAUUGGUGACAUCGCUGUUGGAGAACAAAUGUGGUGUUUCAUGGACUCGCCCAAUGCCAAAAUGUUGGAAGCAGCACAUUUGGUCAGGCUCAGGCGCCCCGCACGCAGACACUACGCAACGACUACUAACGGCCAUUCAAUCAGGAUCUCCGCUGCCAACCGCCGACAUGCUGGCAAGGGAUCCAGAUCUGGAAGCAAGUGCAGCGCGAGCUUUGGAUCUCUCUGAUCCUUAUCGCAUUCCCGUCUUACUCCACGCCGACGAUCCGCUCUUCCUGGCCUCAAGCAAAGGAGAACUCAGGCGAAUGCUGCAAAUCAUUGCAGCGUGGUCAAAAAAGUACAAGGCCUGCCUACAUGUCUCCAACAGCAAAUCAGUUGUCAUGCUCAUAGCUGGCCCCACGCAAAAGGCAGUUUUCGAGCCGAAUGCUUUUUUCUUGUAUCAGUCCUUCACCAUGCCCGCCCCGGUCCCCCUGCAAACAGUUGACUCCCACAAGUGGCUGGGUUUAAUGUGGGAUUUUCAAUCCACGCUGGAGCGGCACGCCCUUAUGACCAUUGCAGCACAACAGUCCAAGGUGGCCAUGCUGGCAGGCAUGGUGCAAGGUGGAUCCUUACCCCUCUCAGUAGCGCUGCAUCUUUUUGAGAUAAAAAUCAAUGCCAGUCUACGUUUUGGGAGAUGGCUCUGGGGGCUGUCCCCGAUUUCCCGUGCAAGAUUGGAUGAUGCACAACGUGCCUGGGCAAGAACAAUUUUAGGAGCUGAGCCUUGGAGAAACUCUGCAGUAAACAUGGCGGAGCUCGGUUGGCACAUGACCGGAUCGGCGCAAUGUGUGCUGGAUGUUGCUUCCCGCAGAGCCAGACUGUGGAACGCAGCAGAUUCAAGCUUAGCAGGGACUGUGUUCACCAUGUGUGACUGCUUCGGCAGCUCCUGGACGACCAGGUCGAAGCUCCUGCUGCUCGAGUGGGGCCUCUUAGAUUGGCCUGUGUGGUGCUCUACCAGGCUCAUGGCCGAUCGUAGCCUCGAAGCUUACACGGCAUACUGUAAACUUCACCUCACUGUUUUGUGUCAAUCUAAGCUGCUUUCUGAGCUUAGCUGCCACACGGCUCCUGUGCUUUAUUCGUCCUUGCCCGAACCCCCCUUCAACUUUGCGCAGCAUCUUCCUUGGGAAGCCCUGCGUGCAGUGUUGAGCCUCGUCAAGUUUAGGGCGGGGCACCUGAGGCUUGGACAUGUGGAGGGCAAACCGUCGCAAGCCAAUGUGCAACAUUGCAUCGCCUGUGAACGCAGGUACUCUGCAGGAGCCUUGUGGCACCACGUCUGGCUCAAUUGUAGUUUCUUCGAGCCGGAGAGACGCCUCUUACGCCGCUCCCUUGGCAAGGAGCCGCAAGCAAAUGAGGUUUGGACGCCUUCUACGAGCGAGGCUUUUGCGGACGUUUUGCUCAUGGCCAAGACAAUCCAUGCAAAGCACAAGGUUUUUUGGAAACGCAUCUGA